This is a messenger RNA of Lytechinus variegatus (green sea urchin), 4509 nucleotides long. RefSeq names its product meiosis-specific nuclear structural protein 1-like (gene mns1). Lineage: Eukaryota; Metazoa; Echinodermata; Echinoidea; Temnopleuroida; Toxopneustidae. The transcript is spliced from 8 exons. Bases 421 to 1920 code for a protein of 499 amino acids. The record is from RefSeq and is a predicted model, not a curated record. Gene Ontology annotation, cellular component: motile cilium. Gene Ontology annotation, biological process: cilium organization.
UGGCAAUGACAUGAGAGGAGACUGUGCUUGUGUUGUUCAUGCUGAUCAGUUUUUGCAGCCAAUUUCCAGAAAGAAAUGAACUCUUUUAUUCUUAUUGGAGGUGCAAGAGAUAUCUGUAACAUCACAAGACAAGACCUAUCCAAAUUGAAAAAAAAAACUGAUGACUGGAAGCAGCAAAAGAAAGAUAAGAAGAAAGGUUUGAAUUAAUUUGAAGAAGGAUUGUGAAAUUUGUGUGACUCCAGACCAGACUCUCAUUUGUCAACAGUGUCAGUGACACUGACAGUGUCGUCAGUCAUCAGGAAAGGAAAACCCGGUAAAAACUCUACCAAGAUCCAAGCCUCAAGCCAGGACAGCUAACAAUCUAAUUUACUCCUAACACUUAGACUUACACUUACAGAAGACAGUCAAGAGGUCGUCAACAUGACGACUGUCAGGAGACAGAAUUUGACGCAUGCAACUCAAGAGCGCAUGAUGGUGCAGGCCAGACAGAAGGAAGAUGCCAGGGAGGACCACCUGAAAAGACUAGCCAAAGAAAAAAUAUUAGAAGCAAACAUGGCCAGUGAGGAGAAGGUGGAGAACAAGAGAUAUAUCAGGAGGCUCCAACAGGAAGACAUGGAAAGGAACAUGGCAGAAUCUAUUCAAAAGUCUCAGCAAGAGAGGAUCCAGAGGGAGCAACAGAUGGAGCAGGAGGAGCGUUUAGCCAACAAGCUCCAGCAGCUGAAGGUGGACAGCCAACGCAAGGAGAAGGUUCGCCAGCAGAUCAGGGAGAACAGUCUGGAGAUCAGGGAGCUGGAGCAGAAGCUGAGGGCAGGUUACAUGAACCGGGAAAGGGCAGCACAGAUUGCGGAGAAGGAGGCAAGCAAAUAUGACAAGACGGCAAGAGACGCGGACAUCGCUCGUCUGAUGAAGGAGGAGUCAGCCCGUGCCGAGGCCGAGGAUCAACGCAAGCUGGUGGAGAAGUACCAGGAGAGCGUGCGUUACCAGCAGGAGCUGGAGAAACAGCUGGAGGAGCAGGAGAAGAAGAAACAGGAGGCCUAUGAGGAGUUCUUAAAGGAGAAGCUCAUGAUAGAUGAGAUCGUCAGGAAGAUCCACGAGGAGGAUGAAAGAGAGAGGGAAAUCUACCUUGAGAAGCAGCAUGCCACCAAGCGCUACAUCGAGGAGGAUGCCGUCGCCCGACAGAAGUGGAAGGACAUAGAGAAGCAGAAGAUGGAGCGAGAGAACAUGGAGAUCCUGGCGUUUGCCACACUCCAGCAGCAAAGGGAAGAGGACAGAAUGGAGAACAAGAGAUUGCAGGAGGAGGCCAAGGCAUCCGUUCAAAAGAAUUUGAGCGAGGAGAUUGCCAGGAAGCGUGCCAUGGAGGAGGAGAUGCAGCGGGUCCGGGAUGAGCUCUACCACGAGGAGCAGGAGGAAGCAGUGCGUCAGAAGGAGCUGGCGGAGAUCGAGAGGCAGAUCCGCCAGAGGCUGGAGCUCCAGAAGACCUACCAGGAACAGCUCCGGCUCAAGAGGAUGCGGAGGCAGGCCGAGCUGGAAGAGGAGGAGGAGUUCAAGCGACAGAUGCUGGCUAAGUUUGAGGAAGAUGACCGCAUCGAGCAGAUGAACGCUCAGCGUCGUCGCAUGAAACAGCAGGAGCACAAGCGCCGGGUGGAAGAGCUCCUCAGAGACCGCCGUGCUCAGUUUGCGGCAGACAAGGAGCGUGAGAGGGCGGAGCGCGAAGAGGCGGAGAACCUGGAGAAGCUCCGCAUGGAGAUCAUCGAGGAGGAGAGACAGAGGCUCCUGAAGGAGCAUGCAUCCAAGCUCCUGGGAUUCUUGCCAAAGGGAGUUAUCAGAGACGAGCAUGACUUGGAGCUGUUUGACGACGAUUUCAAGAGGAAUUACAGUGGCCGACAGAGGGACAUGUACAGUGCAGAUGGCUGGGAAUAAAUAAAACAUCAGUUUACGUUAAUGAGUACUAAAAAAAAAUGAAUGAACUUGAGAUUAAAACUUCUUUUGCUAAUCUCCUAGAUGGAUGGAACGAUCGAUGUUCCACCUUGUGGUCAACAGUGAUUAGAACAGAAACAGACAAGCUGUGAUAAAAGAAAAUCAAUAUUACGUCUCGACGUUGGUGCAUUUAAUUUGGGAACAGUCCGAUCAUGGACGCCCAUUCCGUCCAACUUGGUUAACUUUGGAAAGUUUUGUUUGUCUUUUGAAUAUAUUGAAAGGGAGUUGAAUCAAUCACUCACAUGCAGAGGUUUAAAAAAAUUAAGCAGGUAUGGAAAUAACGUAAAUAUCAAACUCAUUCUAAUAUCUUGACAUUAGGACUACUUCUUAAUUCUGAGAAUGCUUUAAGUACAAUCUUGGACGCUCUUUCCAUCCGAUUUUUUUACUUAUAGGGAGGCUUUGUUUGUCUUUUGAGUACAUUCAAAGUAAGCUGAAUUAAUCCCUCACAUGCCGAUUUCAAAAGAGCAGAUGUGAACAUGAUAUGAAUAGUCCAUGGGGUAUGACAGACAAAAGUUAUAUGUUGCGCACCACUUGAGUUCCAUAUAAGUAAUGCUUGAGGUAACACUAGCAAAUAUGAAAAUAUAAGUGAUUCAAAGUGAUGCUUUGGAUAAAAGUCAAAGUCACGCUCCACUUGAUUUCCAUAGCAGGGUACAUGCUCGAAAAAUUUAUGAUGGGACAUGGGUCAAUUCAUGGUGGAUUGAACAACUUUUCAGUUUGCAUGGCAUAUAUGUCACUGCUAACCCCAUUUUGCUGGGACUGAAAAAUCAAGAUGGUGUAAGGACACCAUACUUAAAUGAGCUUAUUUUCCAGUAGUGAGGUGAACUUCUAGUCUACGGAUAUAUGGCUCAUGCGUCGUAUUGCCUGAAAUGGGGUUACCUUGAAUAUAUAAAAAACUCUACCCUCCAGAAAACACUGGUGUCUUGUGCCUUUUAUGUGUUUAAUUUUUCAACAAUAAUAUAGUCUCAAAUAUAUAGAUAGUUAUGUACAUAUUGUAUGGUAUUGGAAAGGGAAUGAGAUUUUGAUAUUGGUUAAUUGAUUGUGGAUUUUGUUAAUAUAUGUAUGUAUAUCUUUGUAUCAAGACUUUAUUACUUUCAAAUUAAGUGGUAUUACAUUUUCUUUAUAACUUUGUAGUGUUGAUGUAUACUCAACAUUCCCGUAUAGUUUCUGAGUAUAAGAGAAAGGGAUCUUGUUUUCGUCAGAUUGAUUUGAAUAAGAUAUCUGAAAAGGAUUAAUUUCUUUGACUUGAAUAAAUAUUUCUUUAUGUUUGAUAAUAGUUGCCAACUGCCUGAAAGGAAUGGGCGUACCUAUUCAGGGUCUCAUAACACAAAGAUUAGCAAUUGAUCAUAUGCUCGAUUUUCAUGAUUGAUAUUGCAUUGUAGUCAAUGCAAUCUAUCAUCAAAAUUUCUUCUGCAAUCAUUGCUAAGCUUUGUGUUGCAGUAGUCGGCAUAUGGUAAAUGCUAGCACUAAGUUAAAUCUGUUUGGGCUAGACACCAAAAUCUUGAAAUUUUUUUUGACUAACUCUUCACUUCGCAUGUUUAUGUCUAAAUUAUUGUUGCACAAUAGGUUAUUUGCUACGUUGACAAUUUCUCCAGGCUUUAUUUGUGUCUAAGAUAUAGGAUUAUGGUUGCAAGAUGGUUUUAUUUUAAAGGUUUUUGGUUAGGUUAAGGCCAGGGAAAAGUGUUAAAUCCAGGGGUGAUGUUGGUCAUUCCAUAAAUUUUUGGACUUGACAGCUGAGCAAUUGUCACCAGAGCAAACAAGAUGAAAAAAGUUCUGAACCAGUUAAGCUGCCGUUAAUCAUCCAAAUCCACACUACUUAUAAAAACUUCAUGCUCAUAAUUCUGUGUAAUAUACGUUAUGAGCUAUAUGUUUUACAUACAUAUUAUAUGUUUCCAUGAUUUUGUAAUAGAUGGGGAAUUUAUGAAAGUUUAAAAAUCUAGCAAUUUCUGAUAUGUAUGUUCUAUUUUUAUUCAUGGGUAGCUCCGAGUAUUUUUUUUAGGGGGGGGGGGUCUGAUGCAGUCUUAUAUCUCAUCGUGUUUCCUUUGCUUGUUUUGAGAAAAAUCAUAAGGGGGAGUGGCGAACCCAGCCUUCUCUUAUUAUUAGAUAUACAUAUGAUUGAAGUUAUUAUUUGCAAGGUUUGACUUGCGAAAUCUGUGAAAAUUAUAACCCUGUACAAAUUACCAUUAUAGUAAACAGCAAUAUUUUUGGUGUCUCUUCAACAUUGUGCUUAUUAUUCUUAAAUGAAUGUUCAGGCCAUGAAAAGCCUGGAGCUAACACAAUCUUAUCAAAAUAUCUAGUUAUAGACAUAUUAGAAAAAUAUAAAUCAUUAAUCAUGAUGAAGGAAUAGUGACAGAUGAAGUCACAUGUAUCUGAAAAUUAAACCAGUACAUGUAUGUCCAACUGUUGGUGAAAUGUUAGUGUAAGAAUAUUCUAAUGCUUAUAAUAAGCAUACAAAUAAUUUGAAAAAAUAUGUAAAUAAUAUUGCAGUAAGUACAUUAUGUAAAUUUAUGUCAUUAAAGAAAAAGAUAUAAAGUA